Mesorhabditis belari is the source of this 1254-nucleotide messenger RNA. NCBI's taxonomy places the organism in Eukaryota, Metazoa, Nematoda, Chromadorea, Rhabditida, Rhabditidae. The record is from the annotation of a GenBank genome assembly.
AUGUUUUCCUAUUCGUUCUUGCCGGAAGAGCUGAAGAAUUGCAUUGUUAAAUCGAUUCAUUUAAAUGACACCUCUCAAGCAUUUCGGGCCAGUAAAAGCUUAGAGCGGAAAAUCCUCAAAUACGGCCCGUUUCCGCGGAGAAUCUCGGAACUAAAUCUCAGGUUCUUGUAUUCCGACUGUCGAAACGAUCAUGCUAAGACUCUCGAUGAUCUGGUCUUCAACAUUGAAAUGAGCGAUGGCGAAAUCGAAUUUGAAGUCUCCGGCCACAACGUCACUUUGAUAAGCAAAGACAAGAAAAUCCCGUUGAAUGUAAAAGGAAAAACUUUCUGGGCUCUUCUGAAUAAUAAAAUCACUUCGUUGGAAUCUUGCACGAUCAGCAUUUGGGGUUCUCCGGUUGCUCUUGUCAGAAGAUUCGUCGAGAAUCUCUUUCAGGACAAUGAGUUCUUGCCGAAAGCAGACUAUCUAUUCAGAUUUCAUCUUGACACCAAUUUGAAGUUGGCGAAGAUUAUCCUUGCUCGUUUUCACGUCACUAUUCGAGAUUUAUUGGCACUUAAAAUCUUUCAGUUCUCUUUCAAAGAAAAAGAAGCCAAUGAGUUUUUGGAAGACCUCAUCAAAAGGCCAACCUUACAAGACUGCUAUUCAAUUGCUUGGGAAAAUGGGUGCUGGGAAAAUGGGUUGCUGCCGGGAGCCUCUAUUUUCCAGGCCCCAGGAAAAUUGCUCUGUUUCCGUUACGACGAUUGGUUUGAAUUCAUGCACCUAAUCCAGCAAGUGUUCUUCCAAGAAAACCCCAUAGCCAGCGAUGAGAAAUGCUAUCUGGUGAACUUGCCUAGAUUGAUUGACGAGGAUAUCAAUUGGAACUGGAAGCAUCGGGAAAUGUUCGACUGGGAGCAAGGGUGUGAGGAGUUGAGAGACGAUUCGGAGGAGGCCGCUCUCAUGCGAGAAGCAGUGAAAGAAGUGGAGAAAGAGCUGGAAACAAGCGGUUCAUCAUAUGAGGGCUACUACAAGAAACGAUUCGUGAACAACGAGGCCAUUUAUUUUAUCACGUGCUCCGAGAAAGAAUUUUUGCGGCAAGAUUCGGCAUUCGACGAUCUCGACCACUAUCCUUAUGGGUCACGGAACACUCGACCGAACACCUCAAUGCGAGCUGGAACUCGAUUGACCGACUCAAAUAGGUAUGAUCCAGUCACUUCUACCUUCUCCAUUCUCCAUUACGGGCCACCCCAGCCGCUAUUCCGGUCGACUAAAUCAUCUAAA